Molecule: messenger RNA, 966 nt
Organism: Diatraea saccharalis (sugarcane borer)
Lineage: Eukaryota; Metazoa; Arthropoda; Insecta; Lepidoptera; Crambidae
Source: the annotation of a GenBank genome assembly
AUGUUUGAAAUUAUACAUAAUUUGCCCUGGGUAAUAACAGCGAGUCGUUGCCUAGUGUUGUGCGCCGAGAGUCGUGGGGAGAUGGAGUCGUGGGCCGGAGCUCUGAGGGGCGCGCUACAUAGAGGUGCGGACGUGGCCGAUCUAGUGGCCCGGCUCUCCUCCGGCGAUCACCAUUGGUACACAGCGACGCAUGCCCGGCCCACAUUCUGUAACGUGUGCCGUGAACCGCUCGGCGCUCUCGGCACCGCGCACGCACUCGCCUGCGAGCUUUGCAAGUACAAGGCGCACAAGCGUUGCGCGUCGCGUGCGCCGCCGCCAUGCAAGUGGACCACGCUCGCAUCGCUCGGCCCGCACGUGGUGGAGGACGCGGAAGGGGUUACAAGACUUCAGAUGCGUGUGGUGCCGCAAGUGCGUGCACGCCGCGUGCAAACCGAGCUGGCGUGCUGCAUGCAUGCUCGGGCCGGCGCGUGCGUCGGUGGUGCCGCCGACACGUCUGCAUUCGGUGACAACCAAGGCGUUAAGUUCCUAAGGCGAUUCAAGCAGCUCCUGAAUCCGGCGCAAGUGUUCGAGCUGAGCGGUGCGGGACCGAGGUUGGGGCUCCGGUUGUUCAGACAUUUCGCACCGCUGCGUGUGCUCGUCUGCUCGGGGGACGGCUCUGUUGGAUGGGUGCUGCAGGAAGUUGACAAGCUAGAUAUGCACCGUCAAGUACAAACCGCUGUGUUGCCGCUCGGUACUGGCAACGACUUGGCGCGGGUGCUGGGCUGGGGAGCGUCCUGUGACGACGCGGCCAACCUGCAACUGCUGCUAGAGAGAUACGAGAGAGCCUCCACCAAAAUGCUCGACAGGUGGUCUAUCAUGACAUUCGAGAGAGCAUUAACAGCACCACCGCCUCCGCCGGCUCCGCCUGAUUUAUUAGAAGAGAACUCUUUACUCAGGAACCUACAGGAUAUCAUGCAGGUAUUGUAG